UUUUUUUUUGAAAAAGGACUUCUUACCAUAGUGUAAUGCUAAUAAUAAUGUAACCGCUAUCAGCUAGAUUUUACGGAUAAUCCAGUGGCUCCACAAUAAAACUUUCUAAUUUUCAUGACAGAAAUUAAAUAUGAAAACUAUGGAUCUAUGCGUAGCAGUCAACUUAAUUAAAUGUACGUAAUGUGAUAAACUCAGUGUUUUGAAACCCUGACCCGGACCCACGGUUGAACCGGUAAAUCCGAUGAUCUAGAAAAAAUCUAGUUUGGAUUUUAUGAAAAGCCCAAUAUUUAGAAACCCGAAAAAGCUUAGUAAAACAUAGAACCCGAUAGCGGUUGAACCACCGGUUGAACCACCAGUUAAGUCAAUAAAUAACUUUUACUUCUUGUUUUAGUUUUUAAUUAUAUUUUUAGAUUAUAUUUUAUAUAUUCUAAAUUUCCAAUUAAGAAAUUAGGUAUUGACAAAAAAAAAACAAGUUAGGUUUUCUUUUUUUUAGUUUUAUAUUUGUGAUUUUUAAAUUUUGAUAAAAAUUUCACUAUGUCACCUGAAGAAAAUAAAGUGAACGAUGGUAGAGAGAACCAAAAUUAGUUCAUGUGGUUUGGUGUUAGUUUAUUUUCGUUAUUGAUAAUUUAUUAUAAUGAUUUUUUACUUUUGGAUUAUUUUGUAUUUGAAGUUUAAUUUAUUAUUCAUAUUAGACAUUUAAAUAUUUAUAAAUUUUGUGUCUUGAUUUUUUAGAUAUCAUAACUCUUACCUUGUUCGAGAAAAUUUUAAGUAGUCUAAACUUUUUUUUGAUAUUUUGUAUGUCAAAUGAAAAUAAAAAUAUAAAAACUAAAGUUAAGUAUUUUUUUAAAUGUUCUUAAACAUAAAAUAUAUACAUAUCCAAACUAUUAUUUUAUUUUCUAAAAAACAUUUAGGAAAUAUUAAACUUUAGUUUCUAUAUUUUUAUUUACAUAGCUGAUAUAUUAUUAUAUAAUAAAAUUAGUUUAUUUAUUAAACCGCGGUUCACUCGCGGUCGAUCCAGUGACCCAACAACCCGGUAAGUCGUCCGGUCCGUAAACUAUAUAUCCUUUGAGAAUGAAAAUAUGUGGUCGACUGGCCGUACUAUAAAGAUAUGACAUUAUUUGUCCGUAUAAAAUAUUCCUCGCAUUAGUUCAAAAUUUUUAUAUAUUCCUCGCAUGUAAAAAAGAUUUUGUUUUCUGUACGUUUUAUCGAUUUAGUUGAUAGUUUAUUCGUUAGCUGUAAGAGGCAAAGAGUGAAGGAGGUGCGAGCCGAUUUUAGCCUCAAAUUCUCAGAUUCUCCCACUAUCUUAAUUUCAUUAUUUAAAAUGUGUUUUUUUUGUCCAAUAAACUUGAUUCUUAAAAGUUCACAAAAAAAAAAAAAACUUGAUUCUUAGAAAAAAUGGCUACAAACGCAUAUAUGAUAUAGAUUUACGUACCUUAGGAAAUUAUAUAUAAAGAACCCUUAUAGACCCUUCACAACAUCAAAUACUUAAACUCAAAUUAUCAUCUUCACACAAAGAUAUCGCAAUCUCUUUAAAAGUCCUCUAGUAAUCAUCCCUUAUCAUACAUUUUAAUCAAAACAUUCCCAAUUUUCCAACUGCAAGCUCAGUUUUAAUAUUUGCUUCACAUUUCUUACACAAAUGGAGAAGCUACAGAAGAUGAUUUCCGAGAAGUCGGUUGUGAUCUUUAGCAAGAACUCGUGCUGCAUGUCUCACACAAUCAAGACUCUCUUCUUAGAUUUUGGCGUGAACCCGACGAUCUGUGAGCUAGAUGAGAUCAACAGAGGAAAGGAGAUAGAACAAGCACUGGCUCAGCUGGACUGCAGCCCCACCGUGCCGGUGGUGUUCAUAGGAGGUCAGCUCGUCAGUGGAGCCAAUCAAGUCAUGAGUCUUCAUCUCAAUCGCUCUCUCGUUCCGAUGCUUAAACGCGUUGGGGCGUUAUGGCUUUGAUUAAUAUAAACAAAUACUUACGACCGAACGUAGUUUGAUAAUUAAUGACAAUAAUCAAAGGAUGAAAAAAUCAUAUAAAUGUAUGUAUGAAAGUUUUGUCUAUCUAUGUUUUAAAAGGAUAGAUAGUGACAUAUGUGGGUACCUAUUCUGUAACGUGUGGCUAAAUUUUCUGAUAGAAAAUUGGUUAGCGUUGGAUCUUUCCGUAGCCAUUUAUAUAUGUACGUACAUUUUUGUAAA
This is a messenger RNA of Brassica napus (rape), 2182 nucleotides long. Its product is annotated as monothiol glutaredoxin-S4. Bases 1637 to 1945 code for a protein of 102 amino acids. The record is from RefSeq and is a predicted model, not a curated record. Lineage: Eukaryota; Viridiplantae; Streptophyta; Magnoliopsida; Brassicales; Brassicaceae. The transcript has a single exon.